CAAGGCACCGCAGCGCAGCGCAACACAACACAACACAGCACAAGGCAACGCAAGGUACCACCCACACAACCAAACGGCAAGGGAUACCCACCCGGAUCUUGUUCUGCUCUCGUUCCGGCUCGAAGCCCGGCAUGGCGGCUUUGCCCACCGGUUCCGGUACCAGCGGCUGUGAUGGCGGUGGUGGUGCACCGGUCCCUGCCCUUCCACCGCUCCCCGCAUCCCGAAGGCGGCGGGGUGCGGGCUUCUGCCGUCUCGUCCGCCGGCGUGCCACCAGCGCCUGGUUCUGGUUCUGCCUCUCUCUCUGUCUGGCUACUGCCCUUGCCUCCGCGGCCGCGGAGGGGGACCUCCCCCGGCACGGCGAAAGAACAGGAACAGGAACAGGAACCACCCGAGGCAGCAUUAGCAUUAGCAGCACCACCACCAGCAGCACUGCCAAACCGCCGCGGAUGUCCGUUGCGAACAUGACCUGCCGGUUCUUCGAGCAGCCCCUCAACCACUUUCUUCCCAGGGGCCGGUCCCCGUCGUACUCGGAGCGCUAUUGUGUCUACGACGGCUAUUUGGCGGACCGGGAGGCUUCCACCGGGAGCGGCGGUGGCGACACCGAACGGGGCGAUCCAACGGCCCCGAUUUUCUUUUACACCGGGAACGAAUCGCCCCUGGAGCAGUACAUCAACCAGGUGCGUGCAUUGCCACAAACAAUCGGAGGCAGGCUUCGGAUGGUCUUGUUGUUGUGUUGUGUUAUUCUGGUUUGGUUUGAUGUGUUUUGCGUUGUGUUCUAUUUUGCGUUGCUCUGGUUUGGUUUGGGCUUGAUGCGAUGCUUAUAUCCGAUCCUAGUUUGAUUUCCUGCUCCGUCUCACGGUUCCUCGCUUUUGUGUUUCACAACUCAAUUUGCUUCCGUGAACAUCGCAUCGAUUCGCAGACCGGGCUGAUGUGGGAGCUGGCCCCGAGGUUCGGGGCAAAGAUCGUCUUUGCGGAACACCGGUACGAGGGGGAGUCCCUCCCGGCAAACCUUACCACCGACUGCCUGAGCUACGCCUCGACGAUCCAGGCGCUCGAGGACUACGCCAGGCUCCUGGAGGAGGAGGUCGACCCGGGGCACCGUUCCCCCGUGGUCGUCUUUGGGGGGAGCUACGGGGGGAUGCUGAGCGCGUGGAUGGUAGGUCGAGAGUUUUUGCCGAACCGAAUCGAUUCGAUUCGAUUCGAUUCCAUUGAAUCCGAUGGGAACGAGCCCCUGGAUCCAUUGUGUCUCUUGUUGCACGCUCACAAUGCUUCCCUUUGUAUCUCUUGUGGUAUCUGUCUCUGUCUUUGCAUUUGUUGUGUUCAAUCGUGACGUCAAGCGCAUGAAAUACCCACACCUGGUGGCAGGAGCCAUUGCCGCCAGUGCCCCGAUCGGAGCGUAAGUCGAUCGUCUCUUUCGUUGCGUUCGAAAGCUUUCCCUUUCUUCCCGGAACGGACGGGAGAACGGAGGAACGGGCGUCGCAAAACCCKGUGAACCCAAACACUCACUCUUGCUCUGCUUCUUCGUCUCUUUCUGGUUCUGCGCUUGAAUUCAUGGGUGGAUGACGGAAAAAUUCCCUCCGUGCCAUGGCGGUGUUCCGUUGGGGUUGUCUCGUCAGUUUCCCCCAGAACGCCGAUUCAAAAAUCGAUUCUUCCGCCCGUGUCCUAGCCAAUGGCAUCGAUCGGCCCUAUCCCCCGACGGCGAACCACCGGGGGGGGGAGGCCACCGUUCCCGACCGGCACAAAGGCCCUUACCUGCAGGGCACGACGCAAAAACAAGAGAGGCGCCUCGUUGCUCCGGCAGCGGUCGCCGCCGCCGCAAGAACCAAAGACCAACCACCGGGGCAGCAGCACCGAUUGCCACCCCCCAAAAGGGGGGCCGGCGAAAACCACUGCCGGGACAACCUGCUCGCGUCCUGGCCCCUCCUUUCGUGGCUGGCCAAGCAGCAGGAAAAGGACCGAAGCAUCGAGCGGCUGCUCCAGACGGCCUUCUCGAUGUGCGAUCCCCUCCCGAGCAGCGAUGCCGGCCCGCUGAUCCGCUGGGCGCAGCGCGUCUGGUUCGACCUGGCCGAGGGCAGCUUCCCGUAUCCCAGCAGCUACAUUCCGUUUGCCCUCCUCCACAAAAAGGUCGACCUGCCGCCGUGGCCCACACAGGAUGCCUGCUGGAAGAGCAGCGAACUCCACAAGGACUGGGGGGUCCGGUUCCACGGAUCCAGGGAGGACGUCAACUAUCGAAUCAGCUACGGAGACAGCGGAAUCAGCCUCCAAGUGGACUGGGACAGCGUGACCCUGGUUGGCAACGAGAACGGGUACGAGAAGCAAGGACCGUCGGCCAUUGAGGAAUCCGCGGACGUCGUUGGUUUGCUUACCAGUGUGCGCGAUGCCGUGUCGAUCUGGUACAACAUCACGAAAGACGUCCCGUGCUACAACAUCUCGCAAGCCGCUCCCAAUGCGAGGACAAUGCGGAGGACGAGGACCGGGACCAAACUGCCGUUGCUUUCUCCAUCGCCACCGGUGGAAGGCUACGCCAGAGAUGCCUAUGGCGAUCCGUUCGGUCUCACCGAAGCCAUUGGAUCCAAAACGGUCGACCCGGAAAGAAUCUGCCACGAAGCGAUGGUAGAGCAGGGAAGCUGGGGGCUGCUGUGCUGCAACGACGAGAUGAACUUGGUCAUCACGGAUGCCCAGGGCACGGGACACGAUUUUUUUUGGCCUCCCUCCCACCCCAGAUCCGUAAAAACCUAUCGAGACAUGAUCCGAAACUCGACCUUCGAACCGUGCGCGGAUCCGUACGGAAUUUACGGUUAUUCGAAGGAACCCAUCGACCCGAUGUCGAUGCGGCUCGAUGCGUACUACGGGGGAAGCAACACGAAGGGUCAUUCCAACAUUGUGUUCUCGAACGGUUUGCUCGAUCCUUGGAGUGCCGGUGGCGUAUACAGGGACAGCGUGCGUCUCGAGGAAUUCUUUGACGAAGACAAAGCCAAGGUCCAAAAAAUCAACGAGAACGACGUCGUUGCACUCAUCAUUCCGUUUGGAGGUCACCACACCGAUCUUAUGUACAGCGACGACUCGGAUCCCAAUUCCGUUACCGAAGGAAGAAAAAUCGAAGAGGAAUACAUCGAAAGAUGGAUUCGUGAUUGGAAACCAUAGGUUUCCCGCAAUGUCUAUACGCUUUGGAGUACACG
Pseudo-nitzschia multistriata is the source of this 3179-nucleotide messenger RNA. The record is from the annotation of a GenBank genome assembly. Lineage: Eukaryota; Bacillariophyta; Bacillariophyceae; Bacillariales; Bacillariaceae.